Vespula vulgaris is the source of this 11993-nucleotide messenger RNA. Its product is annotated as histamine H2 receptor-like. Gene Ontology annotation, molecular function: G protein-coupled receptor activity. The transcript is spliced from 5 exons. The coding region runs from base 3338 to 4462 and encodes 374 amino acids. Lineage: Eukaryota; Metazoa; Arthropoda; Insecta; Hymenoptera; Vespidae. Gene Ontology annotation, cellular component: membrane. Gene Ontology annotation, biological process: G protein-coupled receptor signaling pathway. The record is from RefSeq and is a predicted model, not a curated record.
GAGUGGAAAAGAAAAGCAAGUUUUGAAGAGCGCUUGCGCCCAUCUAAUGGAAACGUUGGUUCUCUCGGUCGUUGUCGGUGAUCCUUCGCCGCCACCGCCGCCACCGCUCGGGUAUUCAGCCGUUGUUCAGGCGGUGUCGCCCACUUCGAGCUCAGUGAGCCGGUGUAUGAGCGCCGCGACGCCUAAAGCAGAGCAGCUUUAACUCGACGCUGUCGUCGUCCUUGUCGUCGUCGUCGUCGUCACCAUCAUCAUCGUCGUCUUUGUUUUCGUCGUUGUCAUCCUCGUCCUCGCCGGACGUCGAGCAUAUCGACACGAACACUGUCGUCACAGUUGCCACCGCCUUUUCGUCGUCUUUCUCCUCAUCUUCGUCGUUGUCACCCUUAUCAUCAUGUUUGUCGUUCACGCUCACAUUUUGCACCCAAUCUUAACGUUUUUAUCGUUAUCCUAACGCGUUGUCUUCGCCACGAGAUCACCGCCACCAACACCAUUACCACUACCGGCAACUACUAUCAUCGCCGGGUUGUGUCUUACAUCAUCGUUUUGCCGAUCAUAAAAACGCGAGGAUCGAGGCAGGUACACACGCGAUCAUCGUAUUUGGUGUUCCGCGAGCUGCUGACGGAGAGGCGAUGGGGUGAGCAAGAGAGGGAAAAUAUAUAUGCGUGUCGUAUACGGUUAGGACAGAAAGAAAGAGAGAGAGAGAGUGGGGGAAGCUGGAUAGAAAGAGUGGGAGAGAGAAUAUUUGAAUCUUCCUUACUUCUCUUCACUUAUAUACCUAUUUUUCUUUCAGUUUUCAUUUUGUCAUUGCCCCACAUCUCCCUCAUUCAAUGCUUAUUCCGUAUCAAUGUUUCUCUCUUAAGGUGAUCGGUUCACGUAUCAACAACCGAAUCGUGACGUGUUUUUUAUCUCUCAUCGUAUUUUUGUGAUAUUUAGAAUUUAAACAUAUAAUUAGACAAUACUUACUUUUCGAGCUGAGAAAGCUUCGCAUCUUGUAAUUAGAUCUUGUAAUUAGAUUAUGAAGAUUAAUCUUUGCCAGAGAUGUACUAACCAAUACGCCAUUUGUAAACUUCGGUUGAGACGUUUCUAAUAUUGAUCUAUACAAAGGAUUAUAAAUUUUCAUUAAAUGAAAUUAUUGAUACAUGUAAAAUUAUUCGACGAUCAAUGAUAUAAAAAGACAAGGAGGAGAAAGACAUUGCAGCCAUUGUACUCGUUUGACAUUUAGUUCAUUGGUAGAAUACAUAUUCGUGCUAAAAGCAUUGACUAUCUCGUUCGCGUGACUUUACUCGUCUUCUUUCUCAUCUAAUCGUAAUAGAAAAUGAAACAGAUAUAAAGAAAGAAAGAGAGAGAGAUGAUAAUAGGAUCCUUCGCGGUUCAUGAUUUUUCUCACGAAAGACACAUCGCACAAGAUAAUGUCCGAGCGAAUGAAAGAAAUUUUUUUUCUUUUUUUUUUUUAAUGAAAGAUCGUUGAACCAUGAUCUUUUUAAUAUAAAAAUAUAAAUAUAAAAAAUAAUGUUUAUUAACCGUAUCCAAUUAGUUCAGAAUUAAUUCAAAGGAUUUGACGUUUUUGAGAUAAUUGAUGAAUUGAAUUAAAGACGUUAAUAUUUUAUGUUAAUUUAUAAAUAAUUAUUUAAUUUUUAUUUAAAUAAAAACUACUCGAUUAUAUGUUCGUUCGGUACAUUUAUCAACUUUUAAUUUUUAAUUUUCUUUUCUCGAACGAAUUUUAUCUAGGAGAUAUCGAUCGGCUGGGCACGUCGAAUAGAGACAAAGAGAAUAAGAGUACCUGUUGAUUCCGAAAUACAAUUCAUUGACACGCGAAGAUUGUAUCAUAAUUCCUAAUAUGUCAACUAUCUCCCUGUUUCAUUUCAUAACGAUAGAUACAUAUUUAUGCUUUAGAUAUAACGUUCAUAAUCUUCAAGCUCUUUUUCGAUUCCUUUUGUAGUCUUUCGAAAGUUACAAAUUUAAAAAGUAGGACUAGAGUUCUCAUAGUACUUUAUUGGCUGUUUGUUAAAGCUCGAGAAUAAAAAACGAAGAAACGUUCAUGUAUUAUAUACUUGGUAUAUUGAAGAGAGAUUUCCAGACGUAAUUUGUCACGAAAGGGUAGUAGAUCUUCAAUAGGUAAAAUACAUUUUUCUGCGAUCUGAUCGAGUAAUUUCAAAUUGAACGAAUGCUGAUAUCUAACUGAAACAUGACGUUUUCUUGUUCCUCAAUAAUAAUUUUAUAAGGAAGAACGAGAUUUGAGGAAGAAUGAGAUUUUUUUUUCGGAAAAUAUUUAUUUUUAUAAAGAUUUUCUACUGCUAUCGUACUAUUCUUUCGAAACGCGCUUAUGGAUAUAAUAUAAAAGUGAUAAUACUGCUGUAAAAUUUAUUUUCUUUGCAAUUUAUUUUGGCCAUAUUUAUUUAAAUCGUUAAUAUGCAAUAACUAUUUAAUUAUAAAUAUAUUGUCAUGAAUUAUUAAAUAUAAAUUAUUAAACUAUUACGGAAGAACUUACGAAUUAUCUAAGAUAAUCAAAAUUUGUCGUUAUGUGCAGAGAAAUGUGAACUCGUGGGAACUUGAAGGUUAGACAAUUCACAUGUAUGUAUGUCUCGCAUACCAAUGAAGUGUGAUUCUUUGUUUAUUCGAUCGAUAGAACAUUCGUGUUCUAUCUAUUUUUCUCGUCAACGUGUCGAUUGUCACGGUCAUCAUUUUUCUGGAUGUAUGGAUAGUUUCUUCAUAGAUCGAUCAUCAAAUUCAUAUAAAAUUGGUGUGUCAAUUUUCUUUUUCCGCGCAUACGAGAAUGAAAGAAAGAAAAAUAAAUAUUCAAUAACUAAUUCGUAAAAUGCAAUGUGCAACCUGACCGGAAUCUACACCGAUAUUCAAUCGGAUUGACUUGAUCUACGCGUAUGCUUCAAACACUUCAAACCUUCCGAACUUGGAAAAUGCACCGCUGGCGAAGCAACGUUGGGAGAAGGCGUAUGAUACACAUCAAUAUCAAAGAUCUCCGUUCAAUGAUUUUAUGGACCUCCCGAUAUAUUAAUUUUUUGGCUUAAACAAACACUCUCCCAGGUGAAUCUGCAGUGAUAACUACUUUGAAGUAAGCGGUUUCCAUAUGUCACAACGUACGUUAGGAAGAUUUCGUUCGUUUUAGAAAAUUGUCAAGUUUUCUAAAUCGGAGAAAAGUAACUGACAGCGACAGGUAUCGAUGACGACUUGAUUAUAUUCCUACAAAAGGGUGACUCACCGCGGUAGGGUCGGUGGUAGUUACUAUUGGAUCCCCGGCAAACUCUCUAAUCGAUACAGCUUCUCUCUACGUCCCGGCUCACGUUCUCUUUCCGUUGGCGCUGAUACCAGCGAUGCUUCCAGAAUGAACGUGACAACGGCAGCCCAAAGUGGUGUGAGUACCCUUGCCGAAUUCGUAGGCCUCGAGGAAAAGAUAAGAAUGGAUAAAACUAGCAGUAUUAUGGACCUUGAGGUCUCACCGGUCACUCUAUCACCGGCUUGGUCCAGAGUCGCCCGACUUCUUUUGCUAGCUUCUCUUGCAGUUGGUGGAAGUGUCGGCAAUGUCUUUAUGAUAUCCGCAAUAGUAGUCGAAGAUCAAUUAAAAAAACGAGGAAAUGCGUUUCUAGUAAACGUUGCUUUAGCGGACCUCUUGGUGACCGGCCUUGUAAUACCCGUGUCCGUUAUCAUGAUCCUGGCAGGGCACGAAGAAUCUUUAAGCACUUGCCGCUUUGAAUGGACUCUCGAAGCGCUUUGCUUUCUGGUCACCGUACUAACUUUGACCACGAUAGCAGCCGAGAAUUACGCUCGCCUUUGUUUACCCCCUGAAAGGUACAGCUUUCUAACGGCAAGCCGAGUAACAGCCACUAUAAUCGUCAUUUGGCUGAUCGCGGUGAUCGCUGUGAUUCUUCAAUCAUCUAUCAACGUCGGACCAGACUUUUGCCUACGAAAAUUUGGCGGUAUAACGAUAGAGCAAGUAGUGGGUGUAACGAUAUUGGUCGGUUUACCUGCUGUAACAACUACUUUGCUAUACGCGAUGCUCGUCUUGUGCGUACGCCGAGCAACAAGGGGAUCUUACAAACCACCCAUCGCCUUUUCUUGGGACUACGAGCUAACUAAAGCAAAUAUCUAUAGCUGCCUGAUGUUUAUGAUAUUUUGGUUGCCAUUCGGCACUGCCGUAUGCGUAAAUUCGUUUCGACCGAUGAGUGCUCACGUUCUCUAUGGCCUAGCCUGGUUCGCCUUUUCCAAGUCUUGCUUUAAUAAUCUUCUCUACUGUGUGGCCGAUCGACACUUCCGCAGCGCUUACGUGAAGCUCUUUCAUUACUGCUGCUGCAAGACGACCGUGAACUUUUCUAGAAGAACGCGCGCCGAUGCCGCCAGGAAUUCUAGCGACGUGCGUUUAAGGGUUCACAUUAUCCAUUCUUACGCGAGUCCGGCUUCCUGUAGACCUACCGUGGCCAGACCGAACGGACGUGAAGUCUACGAGCUCUAAAACGGCUUCCUAUUAACGCUCGCUACUUCCUCUCUUUUGUGUGCUCUACUUCCCACUCCUCCCUACACACGCUGCUUACGUUAUGAGAACAUCUAACUGGAGCAUUCGUUUUUCCUUUUCUUUCUCUUGAAAUCAACUGUGGAGAAAAUGAAUUCGUCCAUAAGAAUAGUCACGGAACAGACUUCCAAACGUUCUCUAUUUUCAGUCAAGUAUAUAUGAAGGUUUAUUGCACUUGAGCGCUCUUGCGCGCACAGGAUACACGUGACUAACUUCCAAUUUGCCGACUGACUUCCAAAUGCCAACGCGAUGCUCCGAUUUCUAUCCAUUUAAAAUUUAUCUUCCUUUUGUCUUUCUUCCGUUAUUCUAUCUUGACACGAGGGUGUAGUACGCACAAAAUGAAAAAAUUAUGACAUUGAUGAGUCCAUAUCAAAUCUAGAUUUCGAACGGACCGUCAUCACCGAUAUGAAUAUGUAUAAAGUAUAAUAGUUUGUCUUUUUUGAAAACGAAAGAGAGAAAGAGAGAUACACGAAUUUACGAUGGAUUUCUAAGGAAACAGAUGUUUCGAGAAGCUCACACAUGCCUUGUCUAUUUCCGUCUGCGUUUCCGUUAACAAAGAAAUACACUCUUUUCAAAUUGUAUUGCUGACGUAGACACAGUUAUAUUGGUGAAAUAUAUCAUCAAGACUAAUCUCAUAAAAAAUGAAAUACGUAUCGAUGAAUGUUUAUACAUUUUUCCUAACCAUAUUAUAAACCUGCUUACAAAUCAGUGAAGAAGAGUCGCAUUCGGAGCAGUCUAUAAUAAAAGAAAAGAAAACUAAUUCAAAAAUAGAUAUAGAGUUUUCUCAUUGAGAGCUAUCCGAACUUUCGUGACUCCGUCCGUUUUCGUUGGUCGUCCAUGGUCGAUUAAAGGAAUUCGAAAUUAUGAGUUUUUUUUUCAUGACAAAGCCGUCUCUUGAUUACGCCUCGUUACGCAGAAAAAAUUGAAAUUUCGAAACAAGAUUGUUUCAGAAAUAUAGAAUUUCCUAAGCGUAAUAUUGAUCUAAAACGUUCUUUUUCUCUUCAUUAAAUACAAAGAUUUUUAUAUUUUAAAAUGACAAUAUUGAAUUUUCGAUUAGAGGAUUUUAGAUUUCUUUAGAAUGAGAAAAAAACAAGAUCGUUGAAUCAUGAUAACAUUUUUGUUCUCUUUUUCUCUCUCUCUCUUACUUCGUUCUGUUGUCCUUCAUGUUUCCCUUUGGAUGAAAUCUCCUACGUUUAAAUGGCUUUGUAAGAGAGAGUUAGAAAUUGACGGAGAAUGCAUCUGGUUUAUAUCAAAGUGGAAAACGAUUAUCUAAUACACUCAAGGUGAACCAAAAGUAAUUUAGGACUAUGUAUAUUAGGUUUAAAACGUGCAACACGGAUCUUCGAGUUUCGAGAAUGAAAUAAAGUCGUCGAUCGAUCGUUGUGUCUGAAAUUGUGGCGGCGCUACCUGUCGAGGUAGUGAAGGGAAAGAGGAAAGCACUCGCAAAGGGCAUUCGUAAGCUUUAAAGGGGCUGUACUUCCUUGCUAGCGUUCAAUGUAGGUUAAUCGCCAUUUUUAUUAAUUAAUUAUAUCGGUUAUUCUUUGAUGACUUACAAAAUUAUGAUUUUCAACGGUUUAUGCAUAUCUAAAAUAGUAUUAUUUAUACAAUAAUGCUAUAUUGUAAUAUUGUAAUAAUACGUUUAUACAAUAGAAAUGUAUUUCAAUUAAUUACGCUUUUCUUGAACGUUACUUUAUUUUACUUACUCGACUAUGAUAUCUAUAAAAUACUUUUAUAAAUUCUUCGUUCGCUCCAAAAUAUUAUCAGUAAAUAUCUGUCAAAUUGACGUUUUCUUGUCGUGAAAUGGCAGAUUAAUUGAUCUAUACGAAUCAAGGAUAAAGUGAUACUUUGAACAUUCAAUCGAUUUGAAUGAAAUUCAUAUUUUUAUCGUUUUUUAUUUUUUUAUAAGCACAUAUUUAGAUAGAGAAAAAUAUUUCAAAUAUUUCAUGUACCGUUUCAUCUGAUAAUUCUCCAGUUUAUAGAUCAUUGAAAAUCAUUACAAAAGCAUGGUCUCGCAAAAUUAAUCUUUAUUUAGAUAAAGAAAAAAUAUAUUAAAAUAAACUUUAAAUGAAGUAGUUUCUGACAGUAAAUUUUAAAUAGAUUUUUAAUUUUUAAUCAUAAGGUUAAAGUUACGAGAUUUUUAUUUCUUAACGUGUAAUUUGUAUACAUCAUUCUAAGGCUAAUCAGAUUUCAAAAAUCAUGAAAUCUUGCUAUUAUACAUAUUGCUAAAAUUGCUGUUCUAUACACCGCAUAUCUUUUUUUACGCUUAUAUCUAAAAAGAAGGUACAAAAUGUUUUGUACAAUUCUCUUUUGAAAAUUUCACAUCUGUAUAUUUAAUGAAUUAUUAUAUUAAUCUCAAUAAUAAUAUUAGAAAUUGGAACGGACUUUCGGCGAAAUAGUAUGUACUUUCUCUGCGUUCGUCAAGUAGCAUUUCAAUUUACGAAGCAUUUUUUUAAAAACUAAGCAAUAUGUUAGGUUGAUCAAUAAAUAAUAUCGAUAAAUUGCCAUCGAAAAAUGCUGUAUACAGUAUUAUUUACAGGUAUAAAAUGUUGGAAAUUACGAUAUUACUUAGGGUCAAUCUAAUACUAACAAUAGCGAGAAAAUUAAAUUCCGAACAAGAUAACAUCUUUUGAAAACUUAUCUAUACGUAUCAUUCGUGAAGGAAUGUAUCCAUGGACGUUAUACAUUUCUAUUCUAACUCUUAAAUAAAUUUUGCUCUAUUCUGUGAUUAAAUUCGCGCAAACCAUAUAAUCGUAUUUCAUUAAAGGAAUUAUCGCUUGACAUUUUUUGUGACAUUAUAUGCACACAUUUACAACACACGUUAUUCUUAUAUCAAACGUCUGUGCUGUGCAUACAUGUAUAUAUGUACUUACAUGUAAUGUGCAAAUAAUUCGAUAUUAUUAUAUGCAUUGUACAAUUUCUAAAUGCAAAGAAAAAUAAUGAGAUCGAUAAAUGAUUUUAUCUUUGUGCUAUUAGAACUCUAGUUUCGGUUACUCUCGAGCACGAUUACCUUAUCGUACGAGAAAAUAUUCGCUCUGUUCGUUAAAUAAGUACUUCUUAUCAGCACAUUGAGGUCAAGUAUAUUAUACGAUGAGAUUUUUUAAAGGAAAAAGAAAGCGACAUAAUCAACUCAAUCUCUUUCUUUUGACAUAUGAAACAAAGAACUGAAUUUAUUUUUCAACUUAAUUAUACAGUGCGAGGCAGCUACGAUAAAAUACGUUACAAAAUGAUCAAAUCAGGAGAAAUAUGUCGUAUUUUAUUAAAUAUUUAAAUCCAACACUCUCUUUCUCUCUCUCUCUCUCUCUCUCUCUUUCUCUCUUGUAUUUAGUGAUUGAAAUAAUAUAAAUGUAAUAAGUGUUUCAAACUUAAUAAACAAAGCGAUAUGUUUCUCAUGACCUACCUUAUAUACGUAUAUACAUAUAUUAUAAGUAUAUAAUUCGUCUAGUAAACAUUGAUAAAUUACGAUAAUGACAUAAAUAUACUUAUGUAUAUAAUAUAUGUAUAUACUUAUAUAUUUCUCGUGACUGUAUAUCCCUAAAUAUUGUACUUUACAAGCCUUUUGUCAAUCUGUGAUCACAUUGUUAGAUAUGAUUGAAUUGUAUUAUGCUCCGUGCAUGUAUGUAUGUAAGCCAAGUAACAGCUUUUCGAAUAACAGCUUACGAAACUCAUCGUAAUAGUUUCAUCAAUGUAAUUUCACUUAUCAAAUGUGUAAAAUAAAAUCGUAAAAGCGCGGUCGAGGGAUCGUACGAUUCGAGAAACGGGACCAUGAUCAGAGAAACAAGUUUAUCGUGCUACUACUUUUUACCAGUUACAUUUUACUUCUAUAGCACUUAUUCUACAUGUAAAUAUAUGCAGUAUUUUUUGAAUGAAGUAUAAGAAAUGAAGCGUGACCAAUUAAAAAUUGAUUGUUUGAAAAUUUUCUUCGUUCACGCGGACUUGGAAAUCUUUCUUUAACUCGUACAAACUUAUAUGUGAUUCUAUGUAAUAAAAAAUAUUGCUAAUAACUUUUAGAAGUUCGUUUUUUCUAAGUAUUUCAAAAAAUUCAAGUUUGAAAAACCUGAAGAUAAAUAAAAGUGGUCACGUUACACAAUUUACCGACGUUACGCACGAUACUUGUAAGCUAUAAAUUCGAAUCUAAUUUUUCUUUACAAUGAGUAAUAUCUCCCUUCCAGCUUAAAUCAUAUUUGCCUGUAUUUCAUUUACCUAUAUUAAUUUAUAAAUUAAAUUCUGCAAGUUAUUUUUCUUAUACAUCAUCAACCUCUUCUUCGUCUACUUCUAAUUUCGACAGAAAGGUAUUUAUCUUAUAAACGUGUGACCCAUCAAAAGACAGAGUUUUCUUGCAUAGGCUGGAGAAAGAUAUUGCGCACAUCAAAAAUGAAAAAAAAAUAAAGAUAUGUGAAAAGAAUGUCAUUAAACGAGACCCUUGCACAGAAACUUUCAAUUACUCGAUAAAAAUCUUUGUCGGCUCAUACUCUGUAUUUGACUGUAACGAAAUAAGUGUAUAUUUAAUAAGUAUAAAUAAAUUGUAUAAAAGAGUGUAUAUGCCCACGCAUACACACACGUGAGGUACUUCACGUAUUCAAAAAUCGAUACUCCAAAUAUUUGGCUAUACGAAAGAGAUAUUUAAAGUUCAUGAUUUUUAUUAAAAAUUAUUUCAUACACGUUGUCGGCUAUAUUAAAUCAUUUCGAUCGUUUCUUCAAUACCGACACAGUAUCCGUCCAAGGAAAAAUUCAAAAUUUAUAAAAAAUACGUAUGUUUUUAUUAAUUUUAAAUCUAUAAUCCCCCUCACUAUAAAAAAGAAAAAAAAACAAUUAUAUUUCGUAAAAUACAAUUUGUAUCUAUAUAAAAUAUAAAUCUUUUUUGUAUAAAAUUACGAUUACGAAUAUUUUUAUACGGUAUAAGAGGGACAAUUUACGAAAAAGCCUAUGACUGUGCGUGUAUGCGCGUGCUUGUGUAAACAAGAAAACAAUAAUUUAGACCAUGAAUACAAAGUGCAUAGAACCAAGGAAUUAAUUGCAUACGGUUUAUUUAUUUAUUCUUUCAUUACUUAUUCAUUAUUGAUCUUAUAAGAAAUUAUGAACUUCGUCCGUCACCGAAGAUUCAUUAAUCUCAUAUGGCGAUCUGUCUAUCCGCAUGAGAGUAAAUAUCGAUAAUUAAUUGUGAACUGUCUAAAUAUAUUUAUAUAUCGCAUUAAUAUAUCUGUAAUAUGGUCGCGAUGAAUGUAUUUCAAAUUAAAAAUGUAGUAAUGAUAGAAUUACAGGUUCUACAUAUACUUAAUAUAAUCAAUUUAAACAAUAAGUAUGUAUGAUAUAUACAAGAUCUCUUAUUUUAAACGAUAUAGCUAAAUAUCUUCUAUUCUAUUACUUUUAUAAACAAAUAUUUCAAGUAGAAGUUGCUAAGUUUUAAGGUGAAAAUGUAAUAUGUAUUGUAACUAUUUCGUAAAGCAGCCUGUUUUCAAGAUAUGGAAGUCAUAAGAAUAUUUUUACAUGGAAAUCAAUAUAUUAAGUCUGAUAAAAAUUGUAGAGAAUAUCAGUACGAAGCUCACGACUACCUACAAUAUUUUGCUAUCGAUAUUUCAUCAAUUUAUAGAAAUUUAACAAACUGGGUAAUCACAAUAACGCGAUCAAUUUACCUGUAAAUAUCUGAUAACCAAUGAAUUCAUUAAUCAAUUUCGUUUUUUGUUUAUUUAUAUAUUGUUUUCAUACAUUUUUGAAGUUGUUAUCAUUUGAAACGUAGUACCUUUCAGCAUUAUUGCUUGUUAUAUAAUAAUAAUAAGUUUGAUUGUUAUAUAAUUGAUUGUUAUAUAGUUUAUUAAACUUCAAGGCGCCAUAAUUCGAUGAAAUAUUGAUAUUUUCUACAAUCUUUUUUUCAGUUUAAAAUAUUGAUUUCCACAUAAAAAAAUUAUUAUGCCUUCCGUAUCUUUACAACAGCAUCAUUUAUGAAAUAGUUGUAAUAUAUAUUACAUUUUCACCUCAAAACCUAGCAACUUUUAUUAGAAACUAUUUAUUUAUAAAAACAAUAGGAUCAGAGAUAUAAUAUUCGGCCAUAUUAUUUUAAAUAAGACACUCUAUAUAUAUACAUAUAAAUGUUCGCAAUUCUCUAACUGAAAACAGAGGGAAAUAGACGAAAAUGAAAUACAUUCACGUAUACUUCGUUAUUCUUUAUUAUCCAUCUAGAAAUUAAUGAAAAAAAAAUCAUAGCUUACUUUAGAAUAAUAUAUAAAACCCUCUACGAUUGUAGGAUUAAUCAAUUAAUUAAUUCUACUCGAAAGACUGACAUUGCGCCGUCAUUAUACAAAAAUUAUGAAAAUGACAAACAAACGAAAAAAUACAAGGCUUUUGGAAUGACGAUCGGUCGGUAAAUUUAAUAAACAUUGUUGUAUAAAAAUAUAGCUAAUCACAAGGAAUUAUUCAUAUUUAUAUAUUAAGAAUAUAUAUCUAUGCAUACAUAUUGUAUGUAACAAGAAAAAUGAUCAAAAUUUCAAAUCUAUAAUCGAAAUUAAACCUGUUUUUCGAAUAUGAAGACUAUAGCGUAGAAUAGAAAAAGGAAAAAAAAACUAUAGUGGCAACUCGUUCUAUUGAAACUUGCUACUAUGUAAUUCCUAUCGUGAAACUCGUCAUGUGCAUAAAACUGUUAUAUUCUAAACUUUGAGGACCACGAAUACACAAUAACGCAUUAUUCAUUUUAUCUGUAUACUUAAUAAGUGAUCGAAAUGAUCUUUAUAUCGAGUAAAUUAAAAAAAAAAGGAUUGUGUCUAGUAUCUUGUAUAUGCGCUACUUCCCCUACGAAGUAAGGGUUCAGAUUAUAUGUAAUUAACAUUGUUAUUGAAAUAAUAUAAUAUUUCCUUAAUUAAAGUAUAUAAUUUGUUUUCAAUCAAAUAAAAUAAACUUUUCAUGAAAAUUAUCAGAAUUAAAAGAAUUUCGAUAUCUCCUUGUUAAACAUGUAUAAUCUGAAUCCAAGCUUAUAGGUCGUUAUACGGCUCUUUUUACUGUGUAAGAAAGUAAAAAAAUUAAAAUGAAGAAAAAUAUAAAAAAAUAAAAAAAAUAGAAUAUAUCAGUGUCAUGUUUUAAAAUAAAUGUCUAUGAUAAUAAAUUGCCAAGAUGGCGAUUGCGAGUGAUAUUAUUCAAUUGUCGGUUUGAUCUUAUAAUAAAGAUCAAAAUAAAAGAUACUCCAACGGUAGCCUAGAUGCAAACGUAAAAACGCCACAAAACUCAUGGGAAUAGAUAAUAUUUCUUUGAUGAAAAUUGAAUCUCAGAAAUCUAUGUGACACCGGCAGCAAUCUCUCUAUCGGAUUAUAAAUGUAUUUAUUUUGUACUUAAUUGUAUUUUUCGCAUUGAUGUAUUUUUCGUAAACAGGCUGAUGUGACGGAGAACGUCAUAUGUCUUGGAAUGCAGCAUCUCAUUUUGUGAAUAUAUUUUACUGUAAUUUGUGUAAACGUAGAUUUUAUAAUGUUGUAAUAAAAGACACUUGUUUUUA